Molecule: messenger RNA, 1762 nt
Organism: Chara braunii
Lineage: Eukaryota; Viridiplantae; Streptophyta; Charophyceae; Charales; Characeae
Source: the annotation of a GenBank genome assembly
GAGACGAAAGGAGGAGGAGACGAAAGGAGGAGGAGGAGGAAGAGGAGGAGGAGGAGGAGGAGAGAAGGACAAGACGAAAGGAGGAGGAGGCCGAGGAGGAGGAGGAGGAGGUGGAGGAGGACCUAUUGGUAGUGUAUGUGGAUGACAGAAAAAAAAAGACAACGACGGAGGUCGAGAAGGAGGAAGAGGAGGAGGAGAGAAGGAGAAGAAUUAGUAGGUGGAGGAGGAGGAGAGAAGAAGAAGAAGACAAGAGGAGGAAGAGGAGGAGAGAAGGACAAGACGAAAGGAGGAGGAGAAGGAGGAGGAAAGAAGAAGAAGACGAGAGGAGGAGGAGGAGCAGGAGGAGGAGCAGGAGGAGGAGGAGGAGGAGGAGCAAAGCAGAAGAAGAAGACGAGAGGAGAAAAAGGAGCAAGAGGAGGAGGAGGACCUGCCGGUAGAGGUCGAGGAGGAGGAGGAGGAGGAGGGGGAGAGAAGGAGAAAAAUAAGUAUGUGGAGGAGGAGAAGGAGAGAAGAAGAAGAAGACGAGAGGAGGAGGAGGAGCAGCAGGAGGAGGAGGACCUGCCGGUACUGUAUGUGGAUGAUGAAAAAAUAAAGACGAUGAUGAAUGAGGUUGAGGAGGAGGAGGAGGAGGAGGAGACAAGGAGAAGAAAAAGUAUGUGGGGGAGGAGGAGAGAAGAAGAAGAAGACGAGAGGAGGAGGAGGAGGGGGAGGAGGACAAGACGAAAGGAGGAGGAGGAGAAGAAGAAGAAGACAAGAGGAGGAGGAGGAGGAGGAGGAGAGAAGAAGAAGAAGAUGAGAGCAGGAGGAGGAGGAGGACCUGCCGGUACUGUAUGGGGACAACGAAAGAAAAAAAAAAAAGACGAUGAAGGAGGAGGAGGAGGAGGAGGAGGAGAGAAUGAGAAGGCAAAAGUAGGUGGAGGAGGAGGAGGAGAGAAGAACAAAAAGAUGAGAGGAGGAGGAGAAGGAGAAGAACAAGGCGAAAGGAGGAGGAGGAGGAGAGAGGAAGAAGAAGACGAGACGAGGAGGAGGAGAAGAGGAGGAGGAAGAGGACCUACGGACGCGACAGAACAGCUUGUGGUUGGGUCAUCGGCGACAGCACGGCGCGACAGAGCCACUGUUUUGCCGACAGUGGUAUUUUAUGCCAGCGGGAAGAGUACUGGGGGGAUGGAUGAGCAGGGAGUCCGGAAUGUUGGUAGGCCAUCUGCACCGUCUAUGGGGAAACGAUCCAUUGGGAGUGUGGAUGGUGCUCGGCACACCGCCAUGGCCGAGUUUGAGGACCGACACGGGAGUGCUUUGCCGACGAAGACGUCUGAUGUCCAUGCUACGAGAGCCGCAAAGGCGAGUCUUUCUCGGGCAAGGAAGAAGGCCUCGGCAAGGAAGGCGGAUGCAACGAUGGCGGAUAUCGUCGGCAGGGAGGGCACAGGGAAUGCAGUGGCAGGUCAGAAGAGACGCGGCAGUGUACUUAUCGUCCACGACGAUAGCACAGAUGUCGCCCCGGGAGAGACCACAGACACUGAUGAUGCAGGGGACUCCGAUUACGUACCCAAACCACGGGCGGCAGAUGGAGAUGAUGGAGGAGGGCAACGAGUGAGACCGAGGAUACGACUCGGGCCGCAAGGGCAGCGAGCACAGGGCACACCAUCGACGAUGAUUCCUGCCCCCAUAGAUCGGCGAGCUCAGGCGUAGCGGUUGCUGCGCAAAAUGGAGGCCACUCUUCAACAGACGCACGGGUUAUCGCUUGGCCGCGAAGAGACGGAGACUC